AUGACCCACGCGGAGUCGCAGCCUCCCUCUGAGUCGCAUCGCGCAUGGCAUGCGGAGAGCUUCUUGGAUUUUGCGCGCGCUCCAGCGCCGCUUGCUCCUUCCUCGAUCAACGAUUCACUGCGCGCCGACUGUGUCGCUGAUGGAUCGAAGUUUUCACAGCAUGUAGGCAGCGCAGGAGAGAAAUGUAACGGCGACGUUUCGGGCGACGAGCUGAUUGGUGGGCGAUACCGUCGCAUCCGUCGCGUCGGUGCGGGGUCGCAGGCGGUCGUGUGGGAAUGCGAAGACGUUGUAACGUCGCAGCGGGUCGCAUGCAAGAGCUACGCGAUGGCGCAGGCUCCGAUGCGCGACAUAGCGGCGGAGGUGCGAUCGCUGGUGAUCGUGGGCGACCAUCCGAACAUCGUGCGACUGCACGACGUGGUCGUUGGGCGACAGGGAAGCACCCGAGCAGGCGGAGUAGCAUGCGGAGGGACAGGCGGAGCAGCCUGCCGAAAAGCAGAAAUAGGAGCAGGUGUAAGGGCAGGUAAAGCAGCAGAGUCAGAUAACUCAUGUAAACCUGAUAACUCAUCCGCGGCUCCGAUUUUACCCGCGACAUCUCAGCCGUUGAAUCCUUCGAUUGACGCGAGCGUGCACGUGCUGAUGGAGUUGGUCCCCGGCGACGAUCUCCUCACGGAGAUUCUGCAGCGCGGCCCGCUUGCCGAGCCGCUCGCGUCGGCUUUGUUCCGGCAGCUCGCAUCGGCUGUCGCAUACUGCCAUGCGUCGGGGGUGAUGCAUCGGGAUAUCAAGCCGGAUAACGUGCUUUUGCUGCGGCCUCCUGAUUCCGCCCGCGGCGGGCCUCGCAUUGCGACGGGCCCUCCGACGGAACAUGCGAGAUGUGCGACGAGCGUCGCGGCGGCGAUUGGCGCGGGGACAGCGACGGAGCAGCAGAUGGCAGGAGCAACGGAGAGAACUGCACGGCAGACGGGCGUAGCACGCGGAGCAGCUGACCCGCCAAACCAGGGUUUAGGGUUCCAACCACAUGGCCUUGCACCUUCCAAGGCGGUACUGAAUGCCGGAGCCACCGGAGCGAUGAUUGGAGCGAGCAGCGCCGCGUUGCCGCCAGCGGUCGGGGGGAGGAAGGCCGCGCGGGAGCCUCGCGCGGAGGAGGGGUUGUGGGGGUGGCUCAUCGGCGCGCGGCUGUUCCCCUCCGCCGCGGGCAGAGUCGCGAAUUCCGACGGGCUCGGCGCGCAGGGCAGGGGCGCCAACAGCCCGCUUCGGGUCGUUCCAGGGAAGGUUGUGGGGAGGCGGUUCGCGGGGAAGAACACGCGCGUUCAUCCCAUGGCGGGGGAGGAGGCGGAGGGGACUCUUGGCGCAGCGCUGACCGCGCAAUCCGCGCACUCCUCAAGCUCUUCCACUUUCCCCUCGCUUUCUUCAGCCAGUUCUAUCCCCUUUGCGCCUACGCCCUCCCCAACCUCUGUCCUCCCGUCGCCCUCGAUUGUGUCACACUCUCUAUCACCCGCACCCUCCACACCCUGCCGUCUUACAAUCACGACUGGGGGAGAGUUUGGGGAAAGGCGGUACCCCCUACCGCCCGCUUCCGCGGAAAGCAGCUCGUUUUCCGCCGUGGACGCGGGGUGGGCGCACGUGGGCGCGGAGAGGGGCAUCUGGGGGGUGAAGCUGGCGGACUUUGCGCUGUCCACAGUGGUGGCGGGGGGCAUGCGCGGGGCGAUGGCGGACAGGGGCGCGGGGACGCGGCAGUACAUGGCGCCGGAGAUCCUUCUGCUGGAGGUGCGGCGGAAAAUGGCCAGGGAGCGGAGGAAAGGGGGAGGGGGGGAGCCGGGGGGCAACGGGGAAGCGGUUCAGGGUGGGGGUGAUGCAGGGGUUGGAGGGGAUGCAGAGGGUGCAGGGGAUGCAGUGGGUGCUCGGUAUGCAGGGGAUGCAGGGUGCAGCUAUGGCAUGAAGGCGGACGUGUGGAGCAUGGGUAUCACUCUCUGCUCCAUGCUCACUGGCCGCCUGCCCAUUGUCAAACCGGGGAAGCUGCUGGCCAUGCUGCAUGCGCAGCAGCAGCAGUUGGAGCAGCAGCAGCAGCAGCAGCAGCAGCAGCAGCAGCAGCAGCAGCAGCAGCAGCAGCAGCAGCAGCAGCAGCAGCAGCAGCAGCAGCAGCAGCAGCAGCAGCAGCAGCAGCAGCAGCAGCAGCAGCAGCAGCAGCAGCAGCAGCAGCAGCAGCAGCAGCAGCAGCAGCAGCAGCAGCAGCAGCAGCAGCAGCAGCAGCAGCAGCAGCAGCAGCAGCAGCAGCAGCAGCAGCAGCAGCAUGUGGAGUGGCAGCAGCAGUGGCAGCAGCAGCAGAAGCAGCAGUGGCAGCAGAGGGAGGGUGAUGUGGGGGUGGAGGUGAGGAAGCAGCAAGGAGAGCUGGUAGCCUGGCAGAUGUGGCCAGGGCAAUACCCGUGUUCGCAGCAACCAGCAUCGCAUGAGGGGGAGCAACAGACGAAGCAGAAUUACCACCAACAGCAGCGGCAGCAGCAGCAUCAGCAGCAGCAGCAGCAUGUCAUGGCAUCUCAAUCACAAAAAGCUCAUUCCCAGGCGAUCUAUUCACCCAUGGCGCAUGCUGCUCACAGCUACACUAGCGGCGCCCCUGCAUUCACUAGUGCCACUUUCCACACAGUCACAUCCGCUCACCUUCACCCCCCCGAUCCCAGCCUUGCACCGGUGGACAUGAACAGCAGCCUGCACAUCGACUUCGAAUCUCCUGGCUGGAAACCCAUCUCUGCAGCGGCGAAAGAUCUCAUCCGUCGAAUGCUCUGCAUCAACCCGGAUCAACGGCUGAGCUCGCUUGAAGUGUUGGAGCACCCGUGGCUGAACCAACGGUCUGUCAAGGCCUAG
Messenger RNA from Closterium sp. Naga37s-1, 2856 nucleotides. Lineage: Eukaryota; Viridiplantae; Streptophyta; Zygnematophyceae; Desmidiales; Closteriaceae. The record is from the annotation of a GenBank genome assembly.